Messenger RNA from Scheffersomyces stipitis CBS 6054, 384 nucleotides. RefSeq names its product Ecm1p (gene ECM1). The record is from RefSeq and is a predicted model, not a curated record. The transcript has a single exon. Gene Ontology annotation, biological process: ribosomal large subunit export from nucleus. The annotation marks the transcript as partial. Gene Ontology annotation, cellular component: nucleolus; preribosome, large subunit precursor. Lineage: Eukaryota; Fungi; Ascomycota; Pichiomycetes; Serinales; Debaryomycetaceae.
GUUUCUAAGCAUAGUAGAGCUGCUAGACGAGGUCUUUUGGCAGAAGAAGGCGAGGCCAAGGACUUGAGCAAAGUACCCAAGACCGAAUCAGACGAAGUCAAGAAGUCCAUCAUCAGAACGACAAUCAAGAACGAAAAUCUUUUGGCAAAGAAAAUGGAAAAUCUGAAGAUCAGAAAGUCGAAUCAGAACAAAAGGAAAACCAGUUCAUUGAAACACAAGUUGGACAGAUCAGACAAGUUGAGCGGAGUGUUGUCUACAAAAAUCGAGCAGAGUAUCGCUCGUGCCAAGUACGUUCAAAGUGCCAGAAAAUCUGGCUGGGAUCAAAUCAACAAGAGUAUCACCAUUAAAAACGACAUAGUGUUGGAGACCAAGGUAACUACUGGC